Trichomycterus rosablanca is the source of this 1309-nucleotide messenger RNA. RefSeq names its product twinfilin actin-binding protein 2b (gene twf2b). NCBI's taxonomy places the organism in Eukaryota, Metazoa, Chordata, Actinopteri, Siluriformes, Trichomycteridae. The record is from RefSeq and is a predicted model, not a curated record. Gene Ontology annotation, cellular component: myofibril; actin filament; cytoplasm. Gene Ontology annotation, molecular function: actin monomer binding; actin filament binding. Gene Ontology annotation, biological process: actin filament depolymerization; barbed-end actin filament capping; regulation of lamellipodium assembly. The transcript is spliced from 10 exons. The coding region runs from base 64 to 1152 and encodes 362 amino acids.
CAGACAGACUGGAGCAGCACAAGAAAUAACUUUCCUGAACUGGAGGGAUAGAAGCUAGGAACGAUGUCUCAUCAGACGGGCAUCCAUGCAACAUCAGAUUUAAGAGAGUUCCUGGUAAAAGCAAGGCAAGGAGCUGUCAGAGUGAUAAAGAUUGUCAUAAGAAGUGAGCAACUGGUGUUGGGAUCCUACAGAGAACUUUCUCAAAGCUGGGACCAAGACUAUGACCUAUGUGUACUGCCUCUGUUGGACUCAUGUGAGCCAUGUUACAUCCUGUACAGACUGGACUCGCUGAACCAGCAGGGCUUUGAGUGGCUCUUCAUCUCCUGGUCCCCAGACCAGUCACCUGUGCGGUUGAAGAUGGUGUACGCUGCCACUCGUGCCACACUAAAAAAGGAGUUUGGUGGAAGUCAUAUCAAAGAUGAACUAUUUGGAACCACACAUGAGGAUGUGUGUUUUCAUGGUUACCUUCACCACAUGUCCUCUUCCACCAGCCCUGCUCCCCUCACUGCAGCCGAGCAUGAGCUUCAUAAGAUCAAAGCUACAGAGGAGGAACGAAGACGAGUUGUAAAUCCAUCUGGAAAAGGAAAGAAGACAGAGAUAAGUAUGCGGGCCAAGCCACUAAACCUACAGGGAUUGGCGUUCCCAUUACAGGAGGAAGCAAAACGAGCCCUACGGCUACUUAAACAGAGACGCAUCAACUACAUCCAGCUGAGGUUGGACACUGAGAAAGAGACGAUUGAGCUGGUCCAUACCAAUCCUACUGAGACCCGUGAGCUACCGACCAGAAUCCCUGCUGAUGCCCCUCGCUACCACUUCUUCCUGUACAAACACUCACAUCAGGGCCAGAAUGUGGAAGUUGUAGUAUUCAUCUACUCCAUGCCUGGCUACAGUUGUAGCAUUAAGGAGCGGAUGCUGUACUCCAGUUGUAAGAACCGACUGCUGGAGGAUGUGGAGAGGGAUUUCCACAUAGAGAUCACUAAGAAGAUGGAAAUAGACAGUGGAGAGAGCUUGACUGAAGAAUACCUUUACGAAGAAGUGCACCCUAAACCCCAAACCUUAAAACAAGUUUUUGCCAAGCCAAAGGGCCCAACAGGAAAACGAGGAAACAAGCGGCUAAUCAAGGGAGCAGGGGAAAAUGGAGAAGAGAGCUAGAAUAAUUGUUUGGUAUUGGGACGGGGCCUCUUAAACCACUUUACACAGUUGCUGUCUAAACUACUGCAUCUCGUUCUGUUUAUUCAUGUCGAUUUCUUAUCUCUUAAAUGUUUUCUGUCUCCCUAUUCUCGGGUCACGCUGUUAAAGUACAAUAAAA